AUGUCUUCUCUGGACGAGAGCCUCCGAAACCACGUUUGGUUGGCUCAGAGAUGGGUCCAGGAAACUAUACAAGUUUGGACGUGCAAUUUUGCUGACAGGCUGAGCGCGCAAUUAAGGGCAGCUGAACGUCUGACAGUGAAUGUCCAUGUUUUACAUCGAUCGGGUGCUGGCGUGGUUUUGCACUCCGAAGAGGUGUGGCGGAUGUUGCCAGCUGAUUGGCGCGCAAGACGAGCUGCGCUAUUGAAGCAGUGGCGUACACACAGUAGCUCGGAUAGAUCAGGGACCAAAAGCGCACCGGCCAAGCCAUUUGGGGGACGAGCGCCUUCGGACUUUCUGAUGAAAGUGCAUCAGCUGCGUGAUUCGCUGCAGUUAAUGGAAGCAUCCGCAGUCUGUGAACUGUGGCAUCUUGAGGCUGCCUUGGUCCUUGUGUCCAAAGGCUUCGAACAACUACAACAACUGGAUGGCUUGUAUCGUAAAGACUUGAAGUCCUGGUCGGACAAUGCGAGGGUCCAGACGUUACUGUUCAAGGCUCUUGAUGCAGUCACGAAUGCUGAGACUGUCAAAAGGGCAAGAAUUUCGAGUGGGCAACCCAAAUUGGAAGCGCAGCACAUUUCGGCAGAUGCAGUGGCAUGUCAGGCCAAUGAGUUCUGGGCAGAGGCUGAUGGCUUGAAUGUUUCUCCCGGGGGUCCUCGGGAUCGCGUUGCGGCUCUGGCAAAAAUACAAGCUCACGAGGCGCAGCGUAUGCUGGAGAUCAAAGCAGCGAGCUUGAAGGCGUCUACUCAGAAGAGGAGCCUAGCCUCGGUGGCUUCGGGCCUGCGUUGCUGGCAUCAAUUUGCUGUGACCGUUUUGCAGUAUCGCCCCGAGGAGACCCUCCCGCCGAAGUGUGCCAGAGACAUAGUUUAUUUUGUUGCCAUCUUUCAAAACCCAGGCACGGCCCGGAACUAUGUUUCGUAUGUUCGUUGGGCGUGCGUGUUCCACAGACUGGAUUGCGCGUGGUUUGACCCAGAAGUGCAGAUGGUUUUGCGAGGCUUGGACAAGCGCUACAUUGAAAGUUUGCCUGGGCAACUGUCAGACAAGCCUUUGCUCACCGAAGAUAUGGUGGCAAGGCUGGUCACUCUCUGCAGUGAAAGACCUGGUUUUGAGGACUUGGGUGAUCUGUUCUUGGUGGCUUGGCAGUUUUUGCUCAGGGUGCCAAGUGAGGGCAUUCCCCUCCAGUACGGGGAUCGCAGUGAGCUGCACAUCCUUCCGGAUGGCCGGCACUCCGCGCUAACUGUGGAUGGGCAGUUCUGUGCGCAUUUGCGCCUCCGACGCAGGAAGCAUCGGCCACAGGGGUCACUCUUGUCCAGGCCGUGCUGUUGCAAUGGAGAGCGUAGCGUAUUGUGCGUAGGCCAUCGCUUGGGAGAGAGAUCAAAAGCAUGCAGCUCAGGAGAUUCAGUGGUGACUCGCUCAAGACAUGACUGCUUGAAACUGUUCCAUAACUCCCUCAACUUGUUGGGUGUCUUGGGCCCGGAAAGAUACACAUGGAAGGCCUUUCGAGCAGGGAAAGCCACCUCCCUUGUUAAGCAAGGGUUCCCACUUCCGCAUGUUCUUUCAGCUGGAGAAUGGAAGAGCCAAGCGGUGCUCAACUACGUCUCUGAAGAUCACAUAGAAAAUGCCGCUUUUCUUCGCUUGAUAGAGUCCGAUGAUGAGGCCUGA
This is a messenger RNA of Symbiodinium natans, 1695 nucleotides long. The record is from the annotation of a GenBank genome assembly. Lineage: Eukaryota; Dinophyceae; Suessiales; Symbiodiniaceae.